AUGGGCGACCGGGACCGGCACAGAAUUAUCGUGGGGGUGGAUUAUGGCACCACUUUUACAGGUGCAAGUUUCGUCAGCACCAGAGCUCACGAUAUCAACGACAUUGUCCUUAUCAAGUCAUGGCCUGGCCCUGCACGACACACGGAUAUAGUCCUCAAAACACCAUCUCGAAUCGCAUAUGCUGCGGAGAAUGGUGGCCGAGAGCGAUGGGGAUACCAAGUCGAGCCUGGGAUGGUUGCCCAUUCUUGGAUAAAGCUGCUGUUGGAUUGUGGUACUCCCCUGACGCAAUUCGAUGAUGCGCUCGAGGAGGCUGCUGGAAUGGGCAUUUUCAAACAACCUCCUGGAAAGUCAGCUAUCCAAGUCGUGGCGGACUAUCUCUCCAAGGUAUACAACCAUAUCUUGCAGGCGGUUGCUAAGCAGAUAACCGAGGCCACGCUCCAGAUCACUCCGCUGGAGUUCUGGUUCACAGUCCCUGCGAUCUGGUCAGAUGAAGCCAAGCAUGCAACACUCCAGGCAGCGCGCCUGGCGGGGUUUGGUACACGCCCCGGAAACGUUGAAGACAAGAUCAACCUGAUCACUGAGCCAGAAGCUGCGGCUAUCGCCGCGCUGAGUAAAACAACUACCGAUGGAAUUGGGGCCUCUGUAAAGGCUGGCGAUGGUGUUCUCGUUUGCGACUGCGGAGGGGGCACUGUGGACUUCACGACAUACCUGAUCCAGGCUGCUCACCCAAAGUUGGAGUUCGAGGAGCUCUGCACCGGGAUUGGUGGAAAAUGCGGCUCCACGGCAGUGGAUCGGAAUUUCUACAUGUUGAUGAAGGCUCGGUUUGGCAAGGCUUUUAGCUCCCUACCCCGUCGCCGAAUUGGCCCAGGGAGUGAGUUUAUGAACAAGUUUGAAAUAGCCAAGCGCGACUUCGGCAUGAGCACAGAGGAUGACUCUGUCCACCAUCUUCCACUCAAUAUGCCACUGCAGAAGGCGGACCAUGAAUAUUUCGAUUUCGAUGAACGUUUCGUCCUACUAUCCAAUGAUGAUCUCCAGGGGUUGUUUGAGCCAGUUGUGUCAAAGACCCUGAACUUGGUUCGCCAGCAGCUCGAAUAUGCAAACGAACAGGCAGGGCAUAGCGCAAUUAACAGGAUUAUUCUGGUUGGUGGUUUUGGAGACUCUUAUUACUUACGCAGUGCCUUUUUGCGUUCCUUCGGGAACGAAGGAAAGAUUGAGGUCACAACCCCAGACAAUGCGCAGGCCGCCAUUGUUCAAGGCGCGGCCCUACGUGGCUUGGAGGGGCUUUUUGCGAGAAGCAGGCGGUGCCGACGAUAUUAUGGAUACACAGGUGGUAAGAUCUUUAGGGAGGGAGUUGAUGAUCCGCAUACCGCAUACUUCGACAGAUUUUACGGGUAUAAGCGCUCUCGCGGCCACAUGACCUGGUUGACUAGAAAGGGUCAAGAAUUUCCUGCUGAUUAUAGUAAGGAAAUGCGCCUGUUCAGUACUCACUCGGUUGGCAAGAGCUUGGUUUACACGGCUACUCUGUAUGCUUGUGAUAAAGAGACAGCACCUGGUCGAGUUGAGCAUCAAGACGUUCGGAAAAUUGGUGACAUUACCGUCGACUUUCGAAACGUAGAUCUCUCUGUGUUCGAGACCAAACGGGUAUCCGAUCGCGUCUUGUACAAGCUGGACUAUUCGCUAAAUGUGAUCUUCGGUGCACAGGAGGGCGUGUUGAAGUUCGAGGCACGCGCAGAUGGGCAAGUGAUUGGAAAAACGUCGGUCGACUUCGCACGAGCUCUCUUCUACUGA
Aspergillus calidoustus is the source of this 1788-nucleotide messenger RNA. Lineage: Eukaryota; Fungi; Ascomycota; Eurotiomycetes; Eurotiales; Aspergillaceae. The record is from the annotation of a GenBank genome assembly.